CAACACUGGUAGUUCAGCGACAGCUCUUGACAGCAUUUGGCGAACUUUUCCAAGCGGGAGAUUAUAAAUACAAAGAGUGGUUUCACAAGUGAAAAAAGAUUUUUAGAUAGUAAAAGGUGUUCCAGAACAAUUAUACGAGAUUUAUCGACCAAGACACAUUCCAUUGCAAUUUCCACGUUACAUAGAUGCAAAAGACAUCAAGAGAGAAAUAGAAGAGAUACGGCAACGCAUUGAAAGCAAUACUAUGAUGAAUAUGGACAUACAGACAAAUGUCAUAGCAGAAAUUGAUCGAUUGAGACAAGACAACAUGGAUAUGGCUGCAAUAUUAGACCGGGAGGAAAUAUUUUAUGGACACACAAACAUUUAUGAAGAAGUAACCAGACUCCGAUGUAUGAAUUUGAGACUUAAGGCUACCAUGGACCUACAACAAAUAGACGAUAUCGGCAAACGGCACAACAGGCCAUGUAUUCGUGCCAGAACUACACAAGCAGAUUCUACAUACAAUGGAUCUAACAAGCAAGAGAUCAGCCGAUUGAGCACUGGAAUUUCAAAUCACGGAGAACGAGAUCGUUCGACACUCUGCGCAACAGACGACGACGCUUCCUCCGAGGAUAGAGACUCCAACAUGAAUUCCGUAAGAGAAUCUCCCUCGGAGACAGAGGAAAUGUUGUUCAUCGUGCACCCUACAAGGAGUCCAUCCGGAACCGUGGUCACUUACGAUCUACCUGAGGAUGUGACCGGAAUGGACUUGUAUGGCUGUCUAGACAAGAGGAACAUACGUGUCCACGUGGAGCCCAUACGGCAAUUAUAUGAAGAGGACAUUCCUCAUUAUCGCAAUAUUUUAAUUGAGGAUGUCGAAAUACGAGAAAUCUAUUCGUCAAAAAGCUCGGAUAUGACAACUGGGAAUCCUAUAAAAGAGCACGAGUCAUCGUUAGCAGUGACAGACAUCCCAACAGACGGGGACAACCAUCUGGACAUCCCCUUCAUGGGAGUCUCUGACCAGGAGGGACAGGGUGAUGUAUCCAAGCUGGAUCCGAGAGGCUUGGUAUCUGACUCAGAUGUCACACGGAUUAACCAGAACCAAGAACAAGAUCUGGUGGCCAUUGUCGAACAACAGAGAUAUGCUGAUUACAUAGAGUCUUGCAAAACAACCAUACACCUGUGUAGUGUCGUCAUAGAGAUGUGCGCCAACAAAAUAGGCAUUCCGGGGCAAGAUUUCCUGACCAAAAACGUUUCCAACAUGGAUGGCCCUGAGCAUUCAAAGCCAGUACCAGAAAAGGGAAGCAAUGUCAAUUUCAGCGAAAACGAAACUUUAGGUUCGCAUAAACAGAUAUCGUAUACAGAUGUCCAGAUCCCUAAAAACAUCGUGUCUCAUGAGAAUGAGCCAGUGGAGUCGAGUUCCCUGGAGGUGACGGACAUAAUAGAGGAUGCCAUAGGGAACAGACACUUACCCAUCCCCUUUAAAGUCAUACCAUACGGCCACCGGAGGCCAAAGUGUGUCCCUAAACUGGACCUGACAGGAUUGGCGUCCGAGUCUGAUAUUGACGUCGCCAAGAUAUCUGGCUAUGACAUAUCAUGGCUAUUUCCUGGUCCUAACACUGGCAACGACGCAAGUGUGAUGUCACAUAAACGGUCAUCUCACCAUCAUGAGAUUUAUUCUUCAAAAAUUUCGGGUAUGAAAACUGUGAGUCCUACAAAGGAACAUGAGUCAUCAUUAGCUAUGACAGACAUACCAAAAGACGAUGAAAGCCAUCUGGACCUCCCCUUCAAGCUGGCUUCCUCUUCUGACCAGGAAAGACCGAAUGGUGUAUCGAAGUUAGACCUGAGAGGCCUGGUAUCCGACUCCGACAUUAACAUCGCACGGGUUGACGAGAAUACGGAACCAGAAUUAGUGGCCAACGUCGAAGAGCAGAGAUAUGCUGAUUACAUAGAGUCUUGCAAAACAACCAUACACCUGUGUAGUGUUGUCAUAGAGAUGUGCGCCAACAAAAUAGGCAUUCCGGGGCAAGAUUCCUGGACCCAAAAUGUUUCCAAUAUUGACCAUCCAGAGCGUUCCUCGCAUGUAGAAGAAGAAAGAAAGGAUUUCGAUGCUAUGAGCCCUAAAAAAGUCGUGUCUCAUGGUAAUGAGCCAGUGGAGUCGAGUUCCCUGGAGGUGACGGACAUCAUAGAGGAUGUCAUAGGGAACAGGCACUUACCCAUCCCCUUUAAAGUCAUACCAUACGACCACCGGAGGCCAAAGUGUGUCCCUAAACUGGACCUGACAGGAUUGGCGUCCGAGUCUGAUAUUGACGUCGCCAAGAUAUCUGGCUAUGACAUAUCAUGGCUAUUUCCUGGUCCUAACACUGGCAACGACGCAAGUGUGAUGUCACAUAAACGGUCAUCUCAGCAUCAUGAGAUCUUUCAGUCAAGAGGAUCGGAUAUGUCAGCUGAGAAUCCUAUAGGAGAACGUGAUUCAUCAUUAGCUAACACAAACUUCCCAAAAGACAAGGGCAGCAAUCUGAACAUCCCCUUCAAGAGAGUUUCCUCUUCUGACCAGGAUAGACCGAACGGCGUUUCAAAGUUACAGCAGGACAGGCCGGAUCCUGUAUUCAAUCUAGAUCCGAGAGGCAUGGUAUCCGACUUCGACAUUAACAUUGGCCGGUUUGACAAGAACACUGAACCAGAAUUAGUGGCCGACGUCGAAGCACAGAGAUAUGCCGAUUAUAUAGAAUAUUGUAAAGCUACCAUACACCUGUGUAGUGUCAUCAUAGAGAAAUGCGCCGACAAAAUUGGCAAUUCUUGGCAAGUGGCUCAGGUCCCUAAAGAAGUCGUGUCUCAUGGUAAUGAGCUAGUGGAGUCACAUUCCCUGGAGGUGACGGACAUCAUAGAGGACGUCAUAGGGAACAGACACUUACCCAUCCCAUUUAAAGUCGUACCAUACGGCCACCGGAGGCCAAAGUGUGUCCCCAAACUGGACCUGACAGGAUUGGCGUCCGAGUCUGAUAUUGACGUCGCCAAAAUAUCUGGCUAUGACAUAUCAUGGCUAUUUCCUGAUCCUAACACUGGCAACGACGCCACUGGGAAGCAGCAUAAACGUAAACCAUCAGAUUUGAAGAAUUCCUCUAUCAAAAUAAAUAGUGCUAACAAGGAAAGGAACAGGUAUAUGACAUCACCAAACAAAGGAAAUAUAAAGCGUGCCCGUGUCCACUUUAGGGACGUAGACAGCGUGAUAUCCGACCAUUACCUUGAUGACCGGGACGAUGUCCCCUGUAUAGAUCUGAGUCAGGAAGUCUCUAGUAUCCGACCGGUCAAGGAAGGACAUAUUGUAAAAGAAUUUCUAAGCUCUGACGACGAAUCCCCACGGGACACAACUCUGGAUUGCGCCCCAGAAUUGCCUUACGCAGGACUCGAAAAAGAAGAUUUGAUGAACGACUUACCUCGGGGAUCAAAGUUGGAAGAAUCUGAAUUUGUUGACGAUGAUGUAGGACAUUUGAACCUUAACAUGUCGGCAAUUACCAUACCUGGCCACGGUCACCAAACCAGAAAAAAUCCUUACAAAAAGGAGAUUUGUUUUCAAGACAGGACAUGGUACCAAAUUUACAGGGAUCCUGGUGAUGUUAACGUCAAAUCGAGAUAUUAGCCUCACCAUGCCAUCCUGGAAAGGACACGUCGUUGAUGCAUCCGUGACUUCUGUCAUAAUUCUAUCGCUGUUCGAUUCAAAUAUAGAUUCCUUAAUAUAUGGAUAUGAAAAUAUGACCGGAAUGACUUUGUUUGCAAUAAAU
Molecule: messenger RNA, 3761 nt
Organism: Mizuhopecten yessoensis (Yesso scallop)
Lineage: Eukaryota; Metazoa; Mollusca; Bivalvia; Pectinida; Pectinidae
Exons: 14
Coding region: 245-3619 (1124 amino acids)
Source: RefSeq, a predicted model, not a curated record